Molecule: messenger RNA, 3298 nt
Organism: Sardina pilchardus (European sardine)
Lineage: Eukaryota; Metazoa; Chordata; Actinopteri; Clupeiformes; Clupeidae
Gene: stat4
Product: signal transducer and activator of transcription 4
Exons: 24
Coding region: 134-2389 (751 amino acids)
Biological process (GO): cell surface receptor signaling pathway via JAK-STAT; regulation of transcription by RNA polymerase II; response to peptide hormone
Molecular function (GO): RNA polymerase II cis-regulatory region sequence-specific DNA binding; DNA-binding transcription factor activity, RNA polymerase II-specific
Source: RefSeq, a predicted model, not a curated record
GGGAGGGGCAUGUCACUGACAUAAGCAGAGCGUCCACUGUACAAGUUCGUCAUUUAGGGCCGAAUGCGCAUCUCACUCAGAGGAAGGGGAAGAACUCAAAACGCAUGCGGAGUUACAGUUGUGAAGUUGCAGAAUGAGUCAAUGGAAGCAAAUUCAGCAGUUAGAUAUCAAGUUUCUGGAGCAGGUGGAUUAUUUCUAUGAUGACACCUUUCCAAUGGAGGCUCGGCAGGUGUUGGCCAACUGGAUUGAGGGGCAAGACUGGGAAGCGGCCGCCAAUCACGAGUCGAUGGCCACCGUGCUGUUCAACAACCUCCUGAUCCAGCUUGAUCGCCAGUGUUCCCAGGAGCCCAACUUCCUCCUCCGGCACAACCUCAAAAGGAUCACACAGCAGCUUCAGAUGAAAUAUAAGAGCAACCCAGUCCAAGUGGCUGUGAUCAUCUCCAGUUGUCUGAGAGAGGAGAGGAGGAUCAUCGCUUUAGCCAGCAUACAGGAACAGGGGCCUUUGGAAAAGUCCAUGCAGAAUUCUGAAGCCUUCGAAAGGCAGAAGAACCUGGACAAUCGUGUGGCUGUUAUUCGGAGUAGUGUUCAGAUGAUGGACCAGGCAGUGAAAUACCUGGAGGACAUGCAAGAUGACUUUGAUUUCCGCUAUAAAACUCUCCAGUCGCGAGAGGCUGUGCAUCUGUCCGCAGAUUCAGUGGAGAGGAACUCGCAGUGCAUGAAACAGGAAGUGGCCCUGCUCCAGGAGAUCCUCAACCGCCUGGACUUCAAACGGAAGGAAAUCCUGUCCAAGAUGGCUGAUGUCAUCAAGGAAAUCAAUGACAUGAUGAGCACACAGCUGAACUUGGAGCUCAUGGACUGGAGACGACGGCAGCAGAUUGCCUGCAUCGGAGGUCCGGUUCUCACUGGAAUGGACCAGCUACAGAACUGGUUCACCCUGACAGCGCAGAGCUUGUUUCAGAUCAAACGGCAACUGGACAAACUGGGCGAGCUCAUCCACAAAGUCACCUAUGAGAGUGACCCCAUCCCCUUACAGAAACCACAGAUGGAAGAGCAGGUCAAAUUUCUCAUCUAUCACCUCAUCAAAAGUUCUUUCGUAGUGGAAAAGCAACCUUGUAUGCCCACGCACCCGCAGAAACCACUCAUCAUCAAAACACAAGUGCAGUUCACCACCAAGGUCAGGUUACUGGUGAAACUGCCAGAGGUGGACUACCAGCUAAAAGUGAAGACGACAUUUGACAAGGAUCCGCCACCAGGCAAAGUGAAUAGGCAGUUUUUUAUCCUGACCCAAAGCACAAAGGUGAUGGACGUGGAAGAGUCCUCCAAUGGCUGCCUCUCAGUCGAGUUCAGACACCUGCAACUGAAGGAAAAGAAGUUUAGUGGCACAAAGGGAAAUGAGGGCCCCCUUACUGUGACUGAAGAGCUUCACUCUCUCAGCUUUGAAGCCCAGUUCUGCCUGCAGGGAAUGACCAUUGACCUGGCGACGUGCUCUCUGCCUCUGGUGGUGAUCUCGAAUGUGAGCCAGCUCCCUGCAGGCUGGGCCUCGGUCAUGUGGUAUAACCUGCUGACGGAUGAGCCCGAGAACCUGAGUUUCUUCAGCAGCCCUCCGCGGGCCACGUGGAGCCAGCUCUCAGAGGUGCUCAGCUGGCAGUUCUCCUCCUUCGCCGGGCGCGGCCUCAACAAGGAGCAGCUGAGCAUGCUGGGAGAAAAACUCCUUGGCCAGCAACCAGCUCACAACGACUGCCAGGUGUCCUGGUCCAAGUUCUGCAAGGAAAAUAUUCCCGGGAAGCCUUUUAGCUUCUGGAUUUGGCUGGAUUCCAUUCUAGACCUCAUUAAGAAGCACUUGCUUCCUGUGUGGAUUGACGGCAACAUAAUGGGCUUUGUGAGCAAGGAGACAGAGCGCGCCCUUCUGAGGGAGAAAGACUCCGGAACCUUCCUUCUGCGCUUCAGCGAGAGCCACCUGGGCGGGAUCACCUUCACCUGGGUGGAACAGGUCGACAAUGAUCCCACUUGCAUAGGAGAGGCCAAGUUCAUCUCAGUGGAACCCUACACAAAGAACCGGCUCUCUGCUCUUCCAUUUCCUGACAUCAUCCGGGACUACAAGGUUAUUGCGGAUGGUAUUGUGCCGGAGAACCCUCUUAAGUUCCUGUAUCCCGAUAUUCCCAAAGACGAGGCAUUUGGGAAGUAUUAUAACAGUCAGCAGAGCAAAGGCAAGAUUCACAUGUUUCCAUACUUUCCCAUGUCUCUGAUUCCAAUCUCCACUCUAACCUCAAUAACCCACGCGACGACACCAACAUGUUCCUCCCCAGAGCCACCCAUGAGUCCUGGCAUGUUUGAUGCCCUCAGCCAGACCCUGAGCCCGUUUGAGAUGGCCGCUAUCAGUUCACCAUAGUCCUGACAAAGGACAAAUUCAGAGAAAUGUUCUGUUGAGAUCUCACCUACAACUGCAUAUUCUGAUAGAUGGACUGGAGGCUUGCAUGACAGAUGUUUUUCUUCUGUUGUUUCUUUGCUGAAGACCUUGUUUGUCUGAAGUGUAACCUGAUAUUCCCAAUAUUUCGCUGGGUCAAAUUCAAGACGCUUUUCCUCAGUGGUUCCUUGUUUGUGGAAUGAGUUGCCCAUGCUCUCCAUUCCUGUGAUAGUUUUGGGUCUUUCAAGAGGGGUCUAAAGGCAUAUCUGUUCAACAUGCACUUGGUUUAUUGAGCGUUUCAUAUGUGUUUUGGUUUGUAUAUUAUAGUAUUUAGUUAUUUUCAUGAAGCUGUUGAUUGAAUUGACAAUGUUGUUUAUUAUUGACAUUCUCCUUAAUGUAGUACUACCAACUUUUAUAUUGUUUACUGAUAAAUGUAAUUAUUGUAUUGUUGUCAUUUGUAUGUCGCUUUUUACAAAAGCGUCUGCUAAAUACCUGAACCAUAACUAUAACCAUGUCAGUGAUCAUUUAGUUAAAAUUACUUUAAAUGUAACUGUGGAAAGUAGAGUGUGGCAUGUGAACAAAAAUUUAUUUGACAACAAGGAAAGAAAAACAAUGUUACAUUGAGCUUGACAUUGGGUGCCAUUCUUUUGACAAACAAAUCUGACGUUGCUGGAACAUCAAGCCACGAUGAACACAAUUAUGUCUCCAUCCUUUUCUCCAUAGAAACUGUAACCAGUUACAGAAUGACAUAUUGUUUGAUCAUUUUAUAUUUACAAUUGCUGUGUUGACGUUUUCAUACAGUAUAUGUUGACCUGGGUGCUUUGUAGGCUGCCUGUUUAUACAAAAGUGUUUAUUUUUAAACUGUAAACUAUAGGCUAAUAAAACUAUUAAAAA